Molecule: messenger RNA, 10838 nt
Organism: Dermacentor andersoni
Lineage: Eukaryota; Metazoa; Arthropoda; Arachnida; Ixodida; Ixodidae
Product: ras-related C3 botulinum toxin substrate 1-like
Biological process (GO): small GTPase-mediated signal transduction
Molecular function (GO): GTP binding; GTPase activity
Source: RefSeq, a predicted model, not a curated record
UAGAGAAACACUGCACAACGUUCACGAAAGUUGUUAACGCAUAGAGAAAUACGGUCAAAGCGGCGCCGUUCGUGAAACGGCAAGGGAAAUGGUUUGAAGCCACCCGCUAGGCAACUGAGUGGAGCUACUUCUAGUAAACUCUGGUACUGUAGUGGAGCUGAUGGACUGGAUAGGCUUCGUUUGAUGCACGAACGAAUUCAUUGUGCGAUUGUUACAGUGGGCGGCUAGUUAAACGCGGGUCGACGGAAAACUUUGUGCGGAUCGCAUGCAAGUGUUUAGUGCGGAUGUUGUCCGUUCGCUCCGUCAUACCAUGCCUCCGGCGGUAGCGUGAACACGCCCUGUCUGUGAUUGAUCAACGCCUCGGUGGCAUCAGCAGAUCCCAGUGACACGGUAACUCCUUGUUUACGCUCCCGUGUGCCGCACCGUUUCAGAACUCGACUGUGUGAAGCCAUGCAGAAGGUUGGCGGCAGUGUGUCAUCGGGACGGCCCAUCAAGUGUGUGGUGGUGGGUGAUGGCACUGUGGGCAAGACGUGCAUGCUCAUCUCGUACACGACAGACUCAUUUCCGGGUGAGUAUGUGCCCACUGUGUUCGACAACUAUUCGGCGGCCAUGAUGUGCGAUGGUGUGCCUGUCAGCCUGGGCCUCUGGGACACUGCUGGUCAGGAGGACUACGACCGCCUCAGGCCCCUCUCGUACCCACAGACAGACGUGUUCCUCAUAUGCUUCAGCGUGGUGAGCCCAUCUUCCUUUGAGAAUGUCACCUCCAAGUGGUUCCCGGAGAUCAAGCACCACUGUCCUGAUGCGCCCAUCAUACUUGUUGGGACCAAGAUGGACUUGCGCGAGGACAAGGAGACCCUGCAGCAGCUGUCGGAGCAGGGCCUGUCGCCCAUCAAAAGGGAGCAGGGCCAGAAGCUGUGCUCCAAGAUCCGUGCCAUCAAGUACCUAGAGUGCUCAGCUCUCACCCAGAGAGGCCUCCGACAGGUGUUUGACGAGGCAGUGCGGGCAGUGCUCCGGCCAGAGCCUCUGAAGCGGAGGCAGCGGCGAUGCAAGAUCGUCUAGGGAUCCCCUUCUCUCCACUUUAUUUUGUUCUAAGAGCAGCGGGACAGCAGAGGGCCGUUCGGCAUCUGACCCUCCUGCAACCACCAUGCGGACUUUUUCUCUCCGUCGCUAGACCCUCGUCGAGGACGUGUAGGUGCAGACACACAAGAAAGAAGGAAACGGUACGGCAUGUACCACUUUGCCGACUAACUCAGCAGCGCGAAUUUAUGUCGUGCCAGGUGCGACACAUGGAGGCAGCGCUAAACCUGUUCUGCUCCUUCUCACAUCUGCUCUGUGCUGCCACUCUCUUGGAUAGAACACAGUGACCUGAAUUUUUGUUAAGACAACUUUGAAAGAUGUUGCAAUUACCGCUGCUUUGGUUAUUCUCAAAUUUUGCAACAAAAUUGCUUUUCUUAGUUGGCGUUGUUCAGUGAAGCACUUAGCAUCAUUCUGUGCCUGGUUCGUCCACAUUUAGUUGCCAGCAGGCAAUGAAAUGAGUGUGUGUUGCUGUAGAUGCUCACAGCACCUAUGCUGAGGUGCAUAUGACUGUUCUUUUUUUUCUUCUACAUGAAUCAGCUAAGUGAGGGCGCUGAGAGUAUUACUAAAUGACCUGGGCAAUAUAAUGUGAUCUUGUUAAAAGAUUUCAUAAGGAAGCAGCAUUAAGCACAAGAUCUUUCAAAGCUGCCAGAACAAAAUGCAGGUAGUCAUGUUCACAUGAACAGUUCAUAACGGAAGUCCAAAUUCCGAGAAGGUUGAUGGCCGAAGCUUGUUGAAGAGCUGCAACCCACAUACAAGGUGUCCAAUAAGCAUUACGUAAUGGGAUAUUGGUUUCUUGUGAUGAACAAAACACUGAAGACGAAAUUACUUCUGGCAUGCCAUCUACUGUACAUGUGUUUCCAUCUUGAGCAUAUCUUGUGCUUUACUUCAACACAUGAGAAUCCUCCACAGUUGUCUGAUGUGUUCAUUGUGCGUGCUCUUGCACAAGCUGAAGAUAAGCUCCACUUGCACCAUCGUUACCCUUGUGGAAUGUAUGCGUAGUUUGUUAUUCCCUUUGAUUCUUUUUCUCUUUCUCCAUCAACUAGCAUAUCAUUGCCAGGAAAGUUCAGUUUUCCCACUUUACAGUAAGUUAUGUCAUGUGAAACGUGGUUGUAGUAAUAAUGAGUAGCUAAUAGAUAAGCCACACUUCUUGCAUGGUUAUCCAGUGCAACUAUAGUAAGCACACUUCUGAAAGCCCACCUUUGUUGGGCCUCAAAAAAAGCUGCGGACACUUGUCUCAGCAAAAGUAAGACUUGGGACAGUGUGUAGUUCCCAUAGCAAAACCAACACUAUUCCAGAACAGUAGAAAGAAAGUGGAAAAGAACAAGGGCAGCAGUACUGUGAUUCUGAAAAGUGAUUGUACAGCUGAGAAAUUCAUACCAUGCUGGCCUUGUACCCAGUACAUCGUUGCUAUUUUCGCAGCAUCUGCUAUUUUCGCAAUGUCGCUGUUACAGCCAUCACCCGAGCAGUUGGUUUUUGCGACAGUGGUGCUACAGUCACGACAAAGGUGCCGAACAUAGAGUAGUGUUUCCACCACUUCAGCUUAUAGGUCUGUUGUUGCUUGCAAUGCCAUACUUCAUCUGGACUUCUUACAUUAGUUUGGCUAUCUUUUCUGUGAGAGACAAUGGAUAAAGGUGUGAUGAUUGCUUAAGAAUGGUGCGACUUCCCAAACAUAGUGCGUGAGCAGUGUGUCGGCAGACAAAUGAUGAAAUGAUAAAGAGAGGUUCCUGGCUUUUAUGGCAGUUAUAAAAAUGUUUCUUCAAAAAGUGGCAGCAUUCUCUAGACUGGCUUGCAUUAAUGCAACUGCAGCAGUCUAGGAAGCACUGGCAUCAUGCAGACCAUCUGAUGCAGCACUCGUACUGGAGGGCUGUCCACAGUGUCGGGAGACGUGCAAGCAAUUGGGAGCAUGUAAGCAACCUUUAUUCUAUCACUUCUGACACACAUUGACUGAGCAUGGUCACUUUUUCUCGGAGCACUUUGCUCUGUAUGGUUAUGCAGUGCAGUGUGGCUUAGGCAGUCCUAAAGCUGUUCUGCUGCUUGCCCCCUUCGUGCCAGGAUGUCAGCCUUUUACGCGUACGUGUCAUGUGUUCGCAUUAGUGUUCAAGUGUUUUGCAUUCACCUCUAGGAUUCAGUCUGCACUGCAGUAAUAAAACUUUGUGGCCAAAUUUUAAUAUAUCAAGAAAGAUUAGGCAAGAAAAAAUUGUGAGACAUAAAGUAACAUUAUUGCAAAUAAGGGUGCUGCUCCUCAAAUUACAAGCAUGUUCCUUUCCUUUCGAGCUUCGAGACACCUCUUUGCAGAUUUCCUUUAAAUUAGUUGAUAUAUUAGUAUAUCCUCAAGUCAUUUGGAGUGUUACAGAGGGAGUGGGUACAAAACAUUUGUCAAAACAAACAAUACGUGAAGUAAAAGGAAAAAAAAAAGGCAAUUGCAGUUACUUCAGAAAGUGGUCUGUUAUAGCAGACUUGAAAGUAGCUCCUUUUGUUGUUCUUCUGCAGCUGCUAGUGCGAUUGCAGUAUUACACAGGAAAAAAUGAAUGAAUGAGCAAUUAUUUUACACAAGGGAUACAUUCGCUGUUAAUAGUAACCCUUGGAGCCAAGCAUGUGUUCACAGCGGAAACACUACAAUGGCCCUGCAAUACUUUUCGAAACUGGUGAAGGAAAUCCCCUGAAACACAGGACAAUGCAGUGAACACCUGAGCCAAAUACCAUAUUUGCAGGAAUAUACCGCAAGUUUUUUCUUUUAUUUUCUCUGGCGCUUGGAGCUGCGUUGAGCUAAACCACCAGGCACCACCGCAUUUGCAACCGCAUACGGUGGUGCAGACCCUCUUGCGCAGACCCUCCUGUGCCUGUGUGCAUCGCAGUCAUUGUUCCUGAUUGUGCCGCGGCAGCUUGCCUCGUCGUGCUUGCUUCCAUUUUGCCUCGCUCAGGAUGGGCAAGCUAGGAGUUCCCGCCACUGUGCAUUUUGCACUCUGUUUCUUCUGAUUGAGAACGCUGUUAGUGCCACAUCAAUUUGGUUAUGGGGUAUUCAUAGCAACCUUGAACCACACGAUUGGUGCUGUUCUGAAGGUGCGUAAAGCGAGUGGUCUUCAAAGUCACGCACUGGAUCACCCAACACUGCUGAAAGGCUUUGCCACGUUUGAUUGUCACAGGCAUGCAUGUUCAAUGACCGUGGUGGCAUGGAGGAUGACUCCGUUCUUGCCAAAACUGGCAAAGGUAUUGGCAGUGAUGUGUAAAUUGUGCAUGCACUCGUCCUUUCACUUUAUUUUGUGACGGCAGUUCGCAGUAAUGAUGAAUAAAGCCCUGCGGGCUUCCACUUUUAUCUGUCAUUUCCUGUUUGUUUGCAGCUCACUUCGCAUUAAAGCCGUAAAAAAUUUUUCAUUCUUUUUCCGAGGGCCCAAAAGUGUCCCCUCUCAAGUAUUCGUGGUCGUGCAAUUUACGUACAAAUACGGUACUUUUCAUCUACACAUGGCAGGGUACCUAGAACAUUCUUGUGAAGAUUGCCUCUGUUUUGCUCCUUAACACUGAUGGUGCAUCAGAAAAUUAUUGGCACGAUUUGUUCGGCAGCAGCAAUCAGCAGAAGUUGCACACAAUUAGCAGAAAGGCAGGAAAGUAAAAUUAAAGAGCACAGGUGAGCCACAGUUAAGCGUUGUGACAGCAGGUGAAGAGAAAGUGCAAAUGUUGCAUUCAAACAUUGCCACUUUCUUCUGGAAACAAUACAGUGCUGGGAAAGCCACAAGCCACACUGCAGCACUUGGCAGUGUUGCAGUAAAUGACCUUAUAUUGACACAUUAAUAUCUGGGGUUAGAACUUUAUGAUCAGCAUGCUCUCUUUCACAGUAGACUUGGUCAUGAGUGAAUGCCUGCCUCAGUUCUGUAGAACAAGCUCGCUUUGCAGUCAUGCUGCAUUGAGCUCUAUUUUCAACCAUACGUCAGUUUUUCAUCAAGAAAGUGGCUGUGAGAGUGUAUCAUGAAGAAACAUGAACAAAAGCGGUUGCAAUGUGCGCUGCAUGAUGUGUAAUAAAAGAAAAAAAGUGCAGCAUGUUUAGCUGCAGUGAGUGUUUCAUACUAAGAUUACUAGAGAUAAAUUUGGUGCUAGAAUUGUUCAGUUGCUUUUAGAAUCGUAACAUGUUGAUUUUUCUAGUUUUGCGCGCAUUUGUUGAGCAGUACGUUGCGGCUAUUUUAUUGUUGUUUUAUUGUGUUUCAAACUAACUUUGCAUAUCUCUAAUGCAGCAUUAACUCAUUUCAUUACUUAAUUUUCAGCACAUAAAUAACUUGAAAGGACCCUCACAAAGGUUUGGCCAUUUUGAACAAACAAGCGUAGCAUAUACAUGACGCGCUGGCGAUCGUUUCUGCAAAGUAUUACGGCACUGCACGUGGUGAGAACAGCUCAACUUCCAAAACAAAUGCCGGGCUUCUUCCCUCUCAUCGUAGCCUGCUCCCAGCCAGAGAGUUGCAGUCACAUGCACAACUGCUUCUGGUCACUCACCAGGACUAAUCAUUCAGUGGGGGGGUGCGGCACAACGCCGCGUAAAACGAAGAUAAGUAAAAAGCAGGUGGUGCUUGACGUCUUGGUACAUCUCUUGGCUCCGGUAUGGGAGAAGGCUGGGAAGGAACGCCGCCUGGGAUCGCUGCCAGAGGUAAAGCGUGUCUCCCUUGGCAGUGGCACUUGCCUCCUUGUGGCAUGGUAACAGGACUGUUACUUUCUUCUGUCAUCUUCAUUAUUGAACACACCUGAAAAAUUAUUUCAGUAAAAUGCUCCUUAAGCAGCAUUUUACAGCUUCCUGUAUAGAACCACAAUUCACACCGGUGCCUGAUGAGGCGCCCUUUAAGUGCAAAUGUUACUAAAUCUAGGUAACACUUGGCAGAUAACACGCGCCAUGCAAAAUUAUUUUUGCGUUAUUAGUAAUUUUUGGUUGCCAUGUUGUGAAGAAUGACGAAUGGUCACAAGCGGAUGCCUUACUAGACUAAUUAUCGUCGUAAAGUGAAACCGCACUGAUAAUGUCGGAGGAUAAUGCGAGAGUUGGUUAAAGCCAGAAGAAGGAAGUUUAGGCAAAUCCAGGCACUGACUAUCCCUCCAAUGCUCACUGAACAGUCUGUGUGCAGGCACUAGUGCCACAUUUGGUUCUAAUGUACUUUGCGUGAAGCUUAGCCACAGGGGACCUCAAUUAUUAAAAUAUUUAACAUGGAUUGCUCCAAUCAGCAUACAAUGCUUGUCAUGGUUAGCAGUGACAAUGUGGAAAUGUUUUUUUGUUGUCGUUGUUCGUGCAUUUCAAGUAGCUUAUUUGUCAUUAGCUCUGCAUUUGACUGUACUUCUAGAAAGCAUUGCAUUGCGGCAUAAACGAGUCCCAGGCACUUCGUAGCUCAAGUUUUGUUCUUGUGUCGUCAGGCACGUUUAUUUGCAGCAUUGUCCCAUGUUUCAUGUAGCUGUUGAUAGCAUUUCUGAUUCUAUGUGGAAGCGGCACUUCAGGCAGCAGUACUUUCACUUGGGAGCAGCAGUGCACAAUGUUGAAAGAUGGUGUCCCAUGGGGGAACGUGCAUUGGAUCUGCAUCAGGCAUGCUGGUGUGCGCCAACUAGCUUGCGCACACACCUAUGUGCCUGCGGAGCCUCUUGGCAAAAGACACUGGAUACAUAACACUAACUGCGUCAUCAAAUGCAUGGCACAGUGCUGUCAGUUUGCUAUUACCUAGGUACCAAGUUGCAGCUGCAAGUGUUACUGUACCUAAACAUAAAGAAUUUCCUUAAAAUUGCUAACUCACUUCUUUGACGCACUAGAAAUAAUUUAGGCAAAAGGACAGAGAAAUGCAUUCCUGGCUUAUCCAGGUGCCAAUCUUCAUAGCAGAAGUUUCCAACAAUUUAUAGGCUUAGCCAGCAACAAAAAGGAAUGGGCAGACAGCAUGGGCAAGCUCCCUGGUGUUCAUCUUAUAGUCUACUGACGUAACGUCAUUUCCUUUGUGGCCAUUGCUACGAACGGGUGGGUGUCUCAUUUUACCUUCAUUAUAGUCUACUCUAUGAAUUGGUUCCGGGGAAGCAGAUCACUGGCAAUUUAAGCAGCCCUGUCCUCCGAUUGGUCUCUGUCAGCCACACUGCUUGUGGUGCAUCUGACAUGCGCCUUGCGUUGCCUCUCCAUCAUGCCACUUCUGGCAGGCACAAAGGUGUGAGCUGGUGUAUGUGCUCACACGUGCAACAGGAAACAUCGCCUCUUGAGCUCCUAUUGAAUACACAGAAUGAAUGCAAAGUAUGUUUCAUUUUAUGACACACACUAGUGCCAGUGUGUGUCGUAUCUUCCUUUUGUGGUCUGUCUUAGGUGUUUGCGCUGUAAGUUUAAAUUUAGAGUUCCAUGAGGAAAGCAGAAAACUUAUGCAAUUCAAUGAUGCUGUUUGUAAGGUAGUAGACCAGUGUUAAACUUGCAAAAACGCUCUGUGGCUAGGACACAACCAAAUAAGUACAAUAGAUGCAGCACUUUUGUCCUGUCCAUAGUGUGUUUUUGCAAUUUGAAUAUGAAUUGUGAACUUAGGUCUACACCUUCUUAACUAGUGUGCUUGCCACACAUUAGACAGCUUGCAACUCUGAAUUCGAGGCUUCACAGCAAUUGGGCUUUCUUUUAAGCCUUGUACCCCAUAAACAAUUGAUGCCCAUAGUACAUGUGAGCUGUCGGGAAUACAUGGCGGCCACACAGUCUUGUAUUAGAUUUUAUGUUGCACAGAGUAGCUGUGCUGCCAAAAUUGGCAUAACACAGCAUUGUGGAAUGACCACGUAUGUGUGUGCUAGGCAUGCCAGUUUUUUGUGUGGUGGAGCUGCAUGAACAUGACCGCUGCAUGGUAUGAGAGCGUUUGCAUGACAUCUCUUAAUACUUGACGGUAAAUUUUGGGCUGUUGCAUUUAUUGUCGUGUUUCAAAAUCGAACUAGCUGCCGUCCCCCUACCACUAGGCCCCUGCUUAGCCACGGCCCGUUUAGGCAAGGAAGCCAUGCACUUUGAAAUAUUUGUGGAGUCUUAGCGUUGUUAUGUCUCUGAAUUGCGGCCUUAUGCUUGAAAAAUUAGAGAUGUGGUCAAUAGUGAAUCUUUAUAGAGGAAAUAAAAUUGUAGUGGCAUUAAGUGGAGUUGAAAUAGUAAUAGCACCAAUAUGAAUACUUCUCUGAAUUUUUUUAAGUUUCUUACUGGCGUAUAUUUCAAGUUUUAUUAUGUUCACUAGUUGCAUACUUCUGAUAAAGUGAUCGGAAGUGAUGAUCAAGCCAUUUGGAAAUAUUGCCUGUUACUUAAUCUGUGCUUGUCAACCAUCCCUGAGGUAGUGUGGAUUGUUAGAAAACUUUUCGAAAUCCGAAAUUUCCAAUAGCAGCUAUUUAAGAACCAUAUUUUAAUAGCAGGUGUGAAGGGUCUCAAAGAUGGGCAUGCUACGACUGCUGGAACAAAACGGAACCUGUAAGAAACUGACUGGAUCUGGUUGUUGGUGCAGCAGGUCAUAUGUCAGUUCACACAUGGCAUUACAUGAUGUCAUCUGCUUUAUUCAUGAGCAGUGCCUUCCUGAGUCCCGCUUGCCAAGUGAAGCUUGAGGUAGUCUUGCAAUGUACCAUUGACCUUUCAUGCCAUGUUGAGAGGAAGCUGAGUGAUAAUAAACAAGAACCCUAUUAUUCAUAUUGGCAACCUUGUGGUCUCUUGCCACUCUGUUGCACUUGAAGAACAAGCUUAGCUGUGGGACACCCUCACUGAUUAUAGUGUACACAGCAGAACAAAUAUUUCGAUAAGUGCUUGCAGUUGAUUCACUCUGGCAGUGGAAGUCACUCUGCAACUAUGCAUGAUUUCCAUGGUUCACUUGUCACUUGCUGAUCUCUGUUUGAGCAGUGAAGAUUCCUGUUUAGUGGAACAUGCUGGGAAUAUUCAUUUGUGGCUCCUGCAUUGACAAGCACCCAGAUACUGGUGUCCUGUUAAAUCAUCGAAAUGCUUUAACUAAUGCAAUACUCUACCAGUGCUAUGAUGGUGGUGCUUUAGCCAAAAGUUUAUCACAUACCAGGAGGUGUGUGUGUGUAUUCUUCUGUGCACAAAUGUGCUUCUGCUAGCACAUCAGGGUGGCAGCAAUUUCUUUAUUCUUGUAGGGUUGCUCCUCUUAGCUGUCGCUACGUAAAUGGCAGUGCCUGGACAAUGCUGGGGCUUUGUGGAAUGAAGGGCUCCUGAAGUGCACACAAGGGGCACUGCCAUAGUAAGGCCCACUUUUUAGACAGAAUCAUGCAAUGCAUGUAAAGUGUUGACUGCAAGAGUCUUCUGUCCAAAAUGCUGCUGGUGCUUGCAUUACAACAGCAAUGCUGACUCUGAAACAUGUUCAAAACUAGCCAUUUAUUUUUUGUUCACUCGCUGUAUAAUGCUGACCCAAUGCUGUUGAUGUACAGGUUAGAGCACGGCACUACAAAAUAUAGCCAUAUGGCAUUGAAAAACUAAUGAUUUGUGAUGCAUAAAGUUGGCACUGAAUUACAAACAUGUUCACAUUUUUUACAGCUAUUAUUUGCUUGAUUUUAUGUUGAGGUGUGCAGGGGCAUUCUGUUGUAGUUUCAGUUUGCAAAGAGUGAUGAAUUCAAUUUUUCCACUAAGGCAUAUUACAGGGAUGUUUCAUUUUUCUUUACAUACAUUGUUGUGUGCAACUUGCGUGAUUUUUGUUUCCACCUUUAAGCUUUGAAACCCAAAGACAUUUCCUCUAGGAUUUUGUAUACUUUUGUACAGUUUUAUUAACUACACUUUGCUGACAGCUUCUUUGCAGCUUUUAACACUUCUAUGCUUGCACUGUUUAUUGCAGUGGUCUUUGCUUUUGUAGUAUUUUAACGAUUUUACAUUUGUAACAUUUUUUUUAGUGUCAGAUGUUUUUCUAGUCUGUAUUGUUUCUACACAAGUUUUUGGGUCAUGCGAGUUAUGGUGUUGAACCUUAUUUUGUGUGUGCGCACUACAUUAUGACGUCGUGCCAUCAACUCAUUUAUUGUGGCACUCUUUCGCAUUCAGUGGUGCUUCAGCACCACUGAAUGUUGCAUGAGUUUUUUGUUUAUUUGUUUCUUUGGUUGCAGGAACUUUUGUUUGUUUUUCUAAUGUAAGCAUGCAGAUCUAGUGCUGUACGUUUGUGUGGUUUUUCCCCAGUAACUUCCAAUUCCCGAGUGAAAAGUGCUGGCACGCCUUCUAUAUGUGUGUGUUUGUGUUGCGCAGAGUUGUCAUGUUAUGUUCUGGCUGGAAGGUUCCUCGUUUGGGUUUGGGUCAAUUUGUGAGGAAUGUCUGCUGUUGUGCACUUCACUGUGCCCACCUGGAGCGAUCUCAUUGUGCAGUGUGAAGGAGUAUGCCAGUCUGUAGUUCAAGACAUCUCGCACAUUACUACAUGCCCUGCCAACACUCACCUGGAAUGUGCUUUGCGUAUCAGUGCACAAUAAUGUGUGCUGCCCCUGAAGCAAAUAUCGGUUCUCAGCGUGUCCAUUUGUGUGUGUGUGUGCCCAUGUUGGGAGAAAGGGAAGGUGUGAUCAGAGGGCAUAUUUGACACUGUGCAGCUCUUCAUUCAGCCAUUUGCUUUGGCGUGCCCACCUCCUCUGGAACUUUUGGAAAGUGCCGACUGUGCCCAAGUGCGACGGCACCUAGCUGAGGGUGCACUAGCUUAAGUGAGCGUACAUGUGUGAAGGUGUGCAUGCUGCGACUGUGCAGCUGUUCCUCUGUCAACUUAUUGAUGUUGGAAGCUGAGAUGUGUGUGCGAAUGGAAUGGCAGCACUGUCUUUAAGCAGCAACUGUAAUAAAUAAGAUAUUCUAUGAA